Molecule: messenger RNA, 1089 nt
Organism: Penicillium roqueforti
Lineage: Eukaryota; Fungi; Ascomycota; Eurotiomycetes; Eurotiales; Aspergillaceae
Product: zinc-binding alcohol dehydrogenase family protein
Exons: 2
Coding region: 1-1089 (362 amino acids)
Molecular function (GO): oxidoreductase activity, acting on NAD(P)H
Source: RefSeq, a predicted model, not a curated record
AUGGCAUCCCAGGAUGGAUUACCCUCGAACCAGGCCGGCAUCAUACAACAUGAAGGUGGUGUUCUUCGAAUCACUCAUGGUCUGCCUAUCCCAGAACUUGGCCCCCACCAAAUGCUGGUGAAGACUGCUGCCGUGGCCCUCAACCCCUGUGAUUUUAAAAUGCCACUGAGGUUCCCGACCCCAGGUCUCUGGGAUGGGUGUGACUUUUCAGGCACCGUGGUCGCACUAGGAAGCGAGGUUGCUGCACAGGGACGAUUCCGUCUUGGAGACCAAGCUUUUGGUGCUGUUCAAGGCUCCAAUAUGUCAGAUCCCAUGUCUGGAGCCUAUUGCGAAUACAUUAGAACCGAGCCGGAUCUGACUUUCCAUGUUCCCAAAGGAAUGGACCUUGUCAACGCAACCUCUCUCUCGGGGACUGGAAUUGCAACUCUUGGGGUUGCUCUUUUCUGGUCACUUCAGUUGCCUGGAACAUUGACUACACCAGCAUCCAAACCCGAGGAUGUUCUGGUAUACGGCGGGAGUAGCACUAUAGGACUACUUGCAAUCCAGAUGGUGAAGCUCUGUGGCCACCGGGUAAUUACCACAUGUUCCCCUCAUAACCGCGACUUGGUGACAUCAUACGGGGCAGAUCUUGUCUUUGAUUACAACUCUCCAACGUGUGCCGAAGACAUUCGAGCGGCUACAAAGAACACCUUGCGCUAUGUUCUUGAUCCCUUUGCGGAAGCAAAGACUCUGCGGAUGUGCCAUGCAUCCAUUGGUCGUACCGGAGGAAGGUACUGUGCACUUGAGCAAUACCAAGAAGGCCUUUGUUUGCGAAAGACAAUCAAGCACGAGCUAGUCAUGGGAGGUGCCAUCUCCGGACGAGGUGUCGAGCUACCAGACCCAUAUGGCAUUCCACCACGACCUGAGAUUGGAGUCUGGGCUCGGUCAUGGUACCUAGAGCUCCAAAAAUUGAUAGACGGUGGGAAGCUUAGGCCCUGUCCAACUCAAAUCAUUGCAGGCGAAUUUGAAGGGAUCUUGAAGGGCUUGGACAUACUGCGAAAUGGAAGGGUCUCGGGGAAGAAGCUCGUCGUCCCUAUGAUCACCAAAUAA